CACAAACUUAUAAUAUUUUAUAUAUCUAAAGUUAGAGAAAAAAAUUGCUGGAGCCACAAGAGGAUCAAGAACAACUUUUCUCUGAAAAAUGAUGUGCAGGUUGACUUGUUUCUUUAUAUUUAUACUACAGGCUUCACAAGUAUCAUGUAUGGCUUGUCCACCUAAUUACGUGUUAAGGGAGGGAGAAGAUGUUACAACAUGUUGUAAACCAACAAACUGUCGUCCAGGAGAAGGCUUCUACCUCUGUAAUGGCUCCAUUGCUGCUCCAGGAGAAGACAGGUGUUACAAAUGCCCUGUUGGAACUUACAACAAGGAUCCAGUUAACACUGCUGAGGUUCCUGAUGGAUUUAGUGAUAAUGUCUGUGCUUUCAUAGACUGUAAAUGUCCUCAUGAUGGAACAAUUAUUUGGAACCUUGACUCCUGUUUGAAAGGCAGUGACAAAGUCUGUGUUUGUGAUAGGGAGAAAUUGUUUUUUGGAUUUGACCCCAAUACCUGCCAGAAGAUUGAUGAUGUGAACACGAAAUCCAGAAUAUCCAGACCUGGGUUUGAACUGGACAACAAUGGUAAAAUAAAGAGAUGUCAAAGGGGAUUUUUUAAGUCUAAAGCAGACUUGAGCAUCUGUGAACCACACACACAGUGCCCCGUUGAAGCUGGACUCCAAGUGAAGGUUGAGGGAACAGCCACAUCUGAUGCUGUGUGUGAGAACGCGACCGAUGUACCAACAUCAGGGGAGAGCACUUCUCCCCUGCCUGUUGACAAAGAUAAGAAUGUCACUCAUCCUAUCGAACCAGUAGUUGUAUAUACAUUAGAGUUCCCAGUGGGAGCACAAGGAACACUUCUAUAUGUGUGCAUUCCCAUUGCUUUCUUGCUUAUUGUGUGUAUCAUUUGUUUGCUUGUGCGCAGAUACUCUUUGGCAGAAAAAUUGCGUCGCAUAAUUGGAAAGGUGACCCAACAACGGGAGGCGAUUAAUGACUUGUCCAGUUUGGAAGAUGAUGAUCCCAACAUUCCUUUAAGAGGUAACCCUAUUCCUGAUAGAGAACCAGACAUAUUUUCGGAAGUAGAUGAAAGCGAAGCUAAUCAAAGAAGUCAAAGUAUUACUGAUUUUGUGGAUCUCAGUAGUCUACCAUCUACCAUCAACAUGCAAUCUGACCAGGACAGUAGAACAUCAGGUAGUGAGGAUAUUGAUUUUUCUGAACAAAAUGAACAAACAUCACUAAAAGCUAUUCAAAAUUCCAGUUUCGAGAACUCCAGCAGUAACAUUGGUCAUAACAGACCAGUGGCAUCUGUUUUACCCAGUGUACGACAGAGUUUCCAGGAAGAAAGAGAGACAGAACAAGUUAUAGCGAGUCCUGUACAGGAGGAUGAAGUGCGGAUAGCUUUCGGACUGAACACAAUCCCAGUACUUUCAAACAGGGCACAACCAGAUAGCAGGAUAGCAGAUGAUGAAGAAAGCCCCACAAGGUCAAAUGUAACGGAAAGAUAUCUCUAUGAACACUAAAACUGCCUGUGUGGAUCAGGGGGAAAAAGAUGGAACAAUCUUUGAUUAAUUCCAUAAUCAAAGGAGAAAAUACCGAUGUACAUGCCAGCUGCUCUGAUAUAAGGUCUAAGUUUGGGCCUUUACACAAACUGGCCAUGGAUCAUAAGGGGUAAUGGAGAAAUAUUCAGGGGAAAAAAUCGGGGAAGGAAGAAGAUUGAUAAUUCAGCAUCUAAUGACAUCUCAAAUAUCUUCUAAAAUUUAAUAAGGUCUCCAACAAAUUGUUAAAAAAAUCAAAGAAUUUAUUGUGAUUGUAAAAUAACACUUACCAUAACUUGAUUCUGUACAAUAUCAGUUAAUUCGUACUUAAGAAGCAUUGCAGUGCUCAACCUGAAGGUAAAUUCUUAUACCUUUGAUUUCUUUGUCCAUCAUCAUCAAAGGUCUUAAAAUUAAUAAUGAUGCUGAUUUUUUUCCAUCAUCAUUAUCAAAGGUUUGUGUCUUAAGAUCAAUUAUGAUGCUGAUAUAAAAA
Magallana angulata is the source of this 2003-nucleotide messenger RNA. RefSeq lists its product as uncharacterized. The transcript has 14 exons. The record is from RefSeq and is a predicted model, not a curated record. NCBI's taxonomy places the organism in Eukaryota, Metazoa, Mollusca, Bivalvia, Ostreida, Ostreidae. Gene Ontology annotation, molecular function: protein binding. Bases 89 to 1498 code for a protein of 469 amino acids.